AUGCAUGGUGGCGGGGUAGACCCUGCCACGUGGCGCUGCAUGGCCGAGGUGGCUGACCUGGACCCCGUCAUGAUCGCUGGCGGUACAGGGCCGUGCCGGUGGACGGUGGUGGUGGUGGUGGAGGAGGAGGAGGGUGCGAUUGCGAUGCUUCGGCGAGCGACGUCGGUUGGAGCCGGGUACCGAUGGUGGGUCGGCGGGGAGGCCGCCGGCGCGUGCACUGAGAGCCUCGGCUCCGACAGCGGCGACGUCGGCUGCGACGCCGCCGAGAUCGACCGCUUCUUCCCGCCGCCGGUUCCGGCUCCGGCUCCGGCUGCUGGUGGUGGUGGUGGUCCCGACGGCGGCGAAGCCAACGCCGAUGCCGAUGCCGGUGCCCGAGCGGUGGAGGAGGCGCGAGAAGAGCACCGUCGACUUCAGGAUGCGGCGGCGGCGGUGGCACCGGAGAAGAGGCGGCGCGGGGGCUUUCCCCCGGCGAUGCCGCGGGCGACGGGGUCACUGGUCCUGCGCGCGGAGCGCCGCGGGGGGCGGCUCAUCCUCACCGAGGUGCGCGCCAACGAGCACGAGCGCCGCGUCGUGUUCCGCGCCGACCGCGACGGCGGACGCCUCCGCCUGCGCUUCGCCAACGACGACGCUGACGCUGCAGCCCCGGACGGCGGCGGCGGCGGCGGGCCCGAGGAAGGUGGUGGUGGUAGCGCUGGCGCUGGCGCCGGCGCUGGUGGGGUGGCUGAUGCGUUAGCUGUACAGCACGGCGGAGGAGGAGGAGGAGGAGGAGCGGGGGAGCUGUGCCAGGUGGCCGCGGCCGCCGGCGGCCGGAGAGGCGGCGUGGAGGUUGGCGCGGUCAUGAUGGGGACGAUCUGA
This is a messenger RNA of Sorghum bicolor (sorghum), 855 nucleotides long. Its product is annotated as spidroin-1. Lineage: Eukaryota; Viridiplantae; Streptophyta; Magnoliopsida; Poales; Poaceae. The transcript has 2 exons. The coding region runs from base 1 to 855 and encodes 284 amino acids. The record is from RefSeq and is a predicted model, not a curated record.